Molecule: messenger RNA, 435 nt
Organism: Clunio marinus
Lineage: Eukaryota; Metazoa; Arthropoda; Insecta; Diptera; Chironomidae
Source: the annotation of a GenBank genome assembly
AUGGUUUUUUUCGAAUGCUUUGUGAAGCCCAUCACAAAAGAUAUUGCAACAUUGAAUGUUGUUAUACAUUUCCUUAAAACAGUUCCAGAAGUUAUGUUUGGGUAUGAUGUAACUUUAAAAGCAGGAAAAAGAGGAUUUCGUUCUCUUAUAAAUGGUAAAGAUAUUGACAUGUGCAAGUAUCUCGAUGGAUCGAAGAAGAGCAUUGCACUUAAUUAUGGUCUAAAUUUGGUUCGAAGACAUUUUCCUGAUGGAGCUUUGCAUCCAUGUCCAUAUAAAGAGGGCACGAUAGAAUUAAAAAAUAUUUUGUCAGGUGCAGGAGAAUCAAAGAUGACAAAAUUUCCGGAAGCAACGUACAUGAUUAAAUUGAAAUAUUACAAUAAGGAAGAUGACAACAUAGCGUCACUCAAUGUAACAUGUACAACAAAGGAUGUCUAA